Alexandromys fortis (reed vole) is the source of this 8720-nucleotide messenger RNA. RefSeq names its product G protein-coupled receptor 52 (gene Gpr52). Bases 5958 to 7043 code for a protein of 361 amino acids. Gene Ontology annotation, molecular function: G protein-coupled photoreceptor activity. Gene Ontology annotation, cellular component: plasma membrane. The record is from RefSeq and is a predicted model, not a curated record. The transcript has 2 exons. Lineage: Eukaryota; Metazoa; Chordata; Mammalia; Rodentia; Cricetidae. Gene Ontology annotation, biological process: cellular response to light stimulus; phototransduction; G protein-coupled receptor signaling pathway.
CAUAUUUUUUACUUCUUCCUAGAAGUCUUUGUUAUACAAGGGAUUGUAAUGAAAUUGAUCUAUUUUCAUCUUACAGAAACUGCAUUUUUCUGUUGUACUAAUUGUCUCACAUAAAAGUUAAUGAUGUUAGACAUAUGUUUGUUAAACUGCUAUAUAAUGCCCAGCAGUCUAAUACCAGCACUUUAGAUAUGAUGAACAAAGCAAAUAUUUGCUCCCUCCUGUGCGACUUCAGCUUGGUCAAGAAAAAAUGAAUAAAAUAAAUAAUUACAAUGAUGAUAAGUAUAGAAUAUGGUACUCUGUGGGAACUCAGAGAAGGUUUCCUUUGGGAAGAAGUUCUUGGAGUAAGGUGGAAAGAUUGAAUGAGGGAAGUGGUCGGAUAUUCAGCGACUGGUGUGAAUACUCUGAGGCAGAAGGGAACUCAGUGAGUUUAUGUGGGUUUGGGUUGUAUAGUGACAAGGUGUGGGGAGUUUGUGUAACCUGGAUAAUUUACAAGGAAAAUGAGAUUAGACAGUUAAAUGGAGACCAGCUUUUAUAGGACCUUUUAUAAAAUGCAGAUUAAACUAAAGUAUUUUAAGGAAGGAAGUGCCAUGUUUUGUUUGAAUUUUGGAAAAGAUACUCAUUUUUGUGCAUAACAGAUUGAAGAGAAGCCACGAUCAACACAGACCGGAUUGGAAGCCACUGCAAUCGUCUAAUUUAAAAGUGAUGCUGGUUUUCCUACGGUCAUGAUAGUGGAGACAGAGAAAUGGAAUAGUUGAGGAAUUAAAGUCUGAAUCCACACACUAUUUGCUUCCUUUAAAAUAUCUUAAGAAAUGACAUUUAAUUUAUCUUCUCCAGUUCUUUGUAAUGUUACUAUACUGCUCAUGUGGUUUUUUGGAAGUCACCGUUUGUUAUUUAUCCUACUUGGCAUUAAUAGCUAAUUUCUGCCUUUACUGUUAUAUUUCUCUUGCUGUGAUAAGACACUAUGACCAAAGCAACUAUAGAAGAAUGGGGUGGGUGUAGUUUCAGAGAAUGAGUCCAAGACCAUGAUGGUGAGGAGCAUGGAAGCAGGUAGGCAGACAUGGUAAUAGAUCAGUAACUCAGAGCUUGCAUCUUGAUCUACAGUUACAAGACAAAGAGAGCUAACUGGGAGUGGGGUGGGCUUUUGAAACAUCAAAGCCUGGCCCCAGUGACACACCUCUUCCAACAAGACCACACCUCUUAAUUAUUCCUAAACAGUUCUACCAACUGUUGACCAAGUAUUCAAAUAUAUGAGCCUAUGGGGACUAUUCUCAUUUAAACUAUCACAGUUACUUUGUUGUCUAGGACAUUGUUUGGAUUUUUAAUAAUGAAACAGCAUAUAUAAAAUAAAAUAUAGGAUAAGCUAAAUAAUAUGUAAAUACAAAAUGGUGUUUCUUCUAAUAAAUUAGUUUGGGCUUUUAGGAAGUAAGUAUAAAGUAAGCUUAACUAAAGAUAUUUCUGAGAUGAUUCCUGGUUAACACUUGUCAUUGAAAGGAGAGGGAAGUAGUUGGUAGUGAUGAUGAUGAAUAGCAGGGACACCAGACCUCUAAAAUGAGAAGACUGGCUCUUGAAUUAAAAAGAAAAAAUGGCAUAUGUGAUGUGCUAUGUAAUUAUAUGUAACUGCUCUUUUGUUAUUGAAGUUCCACAUUCUAAGUUAUUUCCUGUAAUUACCACACCAGAAAAUAUGAUACAAAAAAAUUCAGGGGCUAGUGAGUCAGUUAUUAUAAAGGAGAGUACGCCUUACUAGAACUUCUAACACUUUUUUUUUUAAGUUAGUUGGAGGAAGGAUGGAGGCUUAGUGGGUUAAAAGCACUGCUUUCUGGACUCUCUUUUCCACCAUCACCUUUUAUCUUGGAGCCUAUGCAACCAUGGAUUGCUUACAAUACUUUUAGAAUAAAACCCUUCCUAGUGUUAUGUUUUGGAAAUAUAAGAAACUAAAGCAAUCUAGCACUUUAAUUUGUAUAAAAGAUUUUUUUUGUUUUCUCUCUCUCUCUCUCUCUCUCUCUCUCUCUCUCUCUCUCUCUCUCUCUCUCUCUCUCUCUCUCAACAGGAUUUCUCCUUUUAACAGCCCUAGCUGUCUUGGAGCUAGCUCCUGUAGGCCAGGCUGACCUCGAACCCACGGAGAUCUGCCUGCCUCUGCCUCCAGAGUGCUGGGAUUAAAGCUUGCACCUUUGCUCACCAUUUUCGUAAUUUUAGGGAUACUAUAAUUCAAAACUAUUUUGAAAUGUGUCUUUUUAAAAAAGAUUUAAAUUUUAUUAACUUGAGUAUUAAUAAUAUUAACUAAGAACACACUUUUUUUUAAAAAAAGACCUUUUAGAUUUACUAAUUUAAUUUUAUGCAUUUGUGCUUUAGUGUAUAUGCAGUUUGCACUUGUAUAUUUAGGAGUCUGUUCAGAUCAAAAGAUGCCAUCAAAUUUCCCAGAACUGGAGUUUGAGUUUGUGGUGGUUGCAAACGGCCACGUGGGUGCUGGGAGCCAAAGCCAGGUCUUCUACAAGAGCCAUAAGCUCUCUUAAUUGCUGAGGUAUCUCUCUAGCCACUAGCACUUGGCCUUUUAAAAUUGUUUUGUAGUAAAGCUUAAUAUUUUACUUUUCUUAGUGUGGAAUGGAUAACAUGUCUACAUCCAUAAAUAUUUAUCAAAUGUAAUUUUAUUUUGAAUAUUUAUUGUUGUAAUUAAGAGUAUUCUCAUCUUUCCAAGCAUGGUGGCACAUUCUUUAAAUUCCAUCAGGGAGGCAGAUGCAGCUGGCUCCCUGGGUUCGAGGCCAGCCUGGUCUACAGCAAGAAUUCCAGGACAGCCAGGGUUACACAGGGAAAAUCUGUCUCAUUCUUGUGCUGCCUUGUUUAAAUGGUUUUAGGUAUCUGUGUAAAUCCAAUAUUUCUCUGUAAAAAAAUACAUUGUAACUUGCAAUAUACUUAAAUUUUAACUUUACAAAACUGAGUGUAUUUACUCUAAGAUUUACUUUUCUAAUUUGUCUCAUAAAUAUUUCUGUUGAAAGGUGUACUUAUCUUUCUGUAUUUGACCACCCAUGAUUUUUAAAAAUAACACGGUCUUCUAAAAUAAAAAACCCAAACAAACAAAAACUAAAAACAGUUCAACAUGGGGAACAGAGUAGGCUAUCUAUCCUUUUUAAGUCAUUUUUAUAAAACAUGAAGAGAUUUUCUAAAUGACAGACAUUAGAAGAAAGAAGAGAAUGGGAUUUAGUGGUUCGGUGUUAGGAAUGAUAGUUUUGACUAUUUUUAGUCCCAGUUUCUUACCUCUGUAGUUGUAGUCAAACCAUGUUUUCCUUCAGUAGUCCCCACUUUGUUUAUUUGGGAAGUAGUUAUUAUAGUGAUUACGUAGAUAUCUGAGCUUUAAAAAUAGUUUGAUAUAUAUAUAUAUCAAAUAUAUAUAUAUAUAUAUUGAAAGAGGGAGAAUUAGGGAGAGAAAGAAAGAAGGGAUCAAGGCAAAGGGUGAAGGAGUGUAAUAGUAUCAAAGAGUCCCACAAUCACCCAGGAUGGAGUAUAACAAAAGUGUAUUUAUUUGAAGAUAAACUCACUGUAAGAGUAUCCAUCUGCAGUCCUCUGUAUGCACUGGGAUCUGGAACCAAAUCCAGCAGGAAAGGGUGGCCUCACACACUUUGCAUCUGCACUUAUAGUCCAUGAGACCAUGCCCAAAGUGGGCCAGUAUCUUAAAAGCUACUGGCUGAAGGAGUUCCCACAACAAAGGAGAAAAAGGGGAGGGAAGGCAGGAGAGGGGAGUAGAUCAAGUUAGUGUGUGUGAGCAUACUUGUGCUCAUGUGAGAAUCAGAGGAAAACUUGUGAAUUUCUCUUCUGUCCUUCCUCAGUGUCAUGGAUGUUUAUUAAACUUGGGUUGUCAGGGUUGUUGGUGACAAAUGUCUUUUAUCUGCUGAGCCAUUUCAGUUCUGAGAUUUAAGAAUUUUAUGAAGAAAAAAGAGUAUAAAAGCACAUAGCACAUUUUCUGGCAUAUAGGGCAUGUUUUCAAUAUGUAUUACUUUCCAUUGCAUUUUUAUUUUCCUAAUUUGCUUUAAUUCUGUGACAAUUGUAAAUUUUUUUCUGGUAGGGUUUUCUUUUGAUGUAAUAAAGUAUGAGAAAUAAGUUUAAAAUAAAUGAAUGACUGCAUGUAGUAAGUAAACCUAGAUACAAAUGUUUUAAUAUGCACCAAAUACUUGAGCAAUUUUUUUGCUUCUGCUAACUUAUAUAUGUAAUAUAUGUAGUUCAAGCACUGUGUGAUAUUAAUUUCUUUACCUCUUGACAUAUUUGAUAUAGACAGAUAACCAUGGACUAAGUGCUUCUAUUUAUUCUGAUGUCCCUUGUCCUCUUAGAUCAUAUUGACCCAGGUAUUUCUCCAGACAGGUUUCACUGUCACAGUUCUUUCCUGGUGUUUUGUUGUGCAGGUCAGUGCCAAAUUCAGCAUAUUCAUGUGUGGGGGGCAUGUACUGGAGAGAUGAGUAAAUGACUUUUAAUUUUUAUUUAAAAUAUGAUAAUUUACCUUAUAGUAAAAAGUAGUUGUAUUAAUUUAAUUCAUGAGGACUUAAAUGAUUUUUAAUAAUUCAUAAGUUUUAUUUUCAGCCAAAGAGUAUUAGGUUACUGCUGACUUUUUAGUGUCAUAGUACCUUGUGGUACUUUCUCUACAAGGUUUAAAAGUAUAUGCCAGUUUUGUUUCCCUAGCACUAUACAUAAGAAAUAAUUUCUACAAAUGCUGUAAAAAGAAUGCCUUCAGAAGCCAUUAAAUGCUGUUUACAUCUUAAAAGGAUUGGUCAGUUUCAUUGUCUUCUUUGUCAAUCUUGAUCGGAGCUCACAGACUAAGUCUAUAAGCCUGCAUGUGCCUGGCAACUGUUACCUAGUGACAGUUUCAGCUGCAGUAGCCAUUGGCUGUGCUGAUUGGGGCAGGAGGACCGAGUCACCUUUCUGAUGGUGAGUUCUUCUGCAUCAGCUCUGGAUAAGGAGGAGGAGCAGACUCUGGCUCAGGUGGAAGCAGUGAGACCGAGAAACUGUAAAGACUCUCCCGGCAGCAUCUUGAUAACUGCAUCACAGUAAAUCGGACUUCUGAAUCAAGCAGCCCUGCUACACAGCUGAUAUGAGUGAAUUCGCAUGAGAAGCAGUACCUUAUUCCUGUAACAAGAGAACUAUUUUGUGAUAAGUGAAACUCAGCAUGUCCAAGGAGGAGUAUUCUGUGGCUGACAUAAAAGAAGGACUUCCCUGAAUGGUGUGUUGCUGCACAAGAAAAUAACUUUGAGAAGAAUGCUUUCUAUUAAGCUGCUACAUUGUUCCUUAAGGAAAUGUUUUCAUUUCUAGCGCAUGCUAUUUCUUGAAAAGCUAUGCCAACAAAGAGUGACAAGAGACUCCCUGAAUUGCUUGUACUUGGGGGAAAGACUUUGGCAAAUGUUAACCCGGUGCCAGAAUGACCUUGGAAGCCUUUUGGAUGGAUUCUGCCCUGCCAGAAUCUAAGUAUGUCAAAGCCCAGGAUUUAAACACAUCUUGAUGUGUUUUGAUAUUUUAAAACAAAGACUUUUUCCCAGCCUACCUGAUGGUCCUCCUUUAAUUGAGUUUUUGCUUAAAAUAGAAUACAGAAACAGAAGAGGCAUUUUCUUAACACAUGGCUGCUAAUAACUGCAAAUAUAAUAAAACAAGAUUUAUAUUUCAUAGCACUAGUUAAUAAAUCCAGUUUCUCUAGAAGUGCCUAUAUGUCCAAAAGUUGCUUGAAAGCACCGGAAGGAGCUAACAAGAGACCUCUUUUCACCUUUCUAGCUCAUCCUCCUCCUUUAUCCCCCAAAGCUGAGAUGUGUCACUGGUGAACUAAGGCUGAUGAAGAGCCCUGAGCACACUGUGAGAUGCUCAGCUGUAAUACAGGCAUUGGCACUUUCUACUUACUGAAGCAGGUUCUCAGACACUGAUUUGCAGUGUGUCUGGCACGGGCACCUGCUUGCUGCAGCCAAAGCUACAAAUUUUCCUAAUUCCAAGCCAUGAAUGAAUCCAAGUGGACUGAAUGGAGGAUCCUGAACAUGAGCAGUGGCAUUGUGAAUAUGUCCGAGCAUCAUUCCUGCCCACUUGGAUUUGGUCACUACAGUGUGGAGGAUGUUUGCAUCUUUGAGACAGUUGUUAUUGUCUUGCUGACAUUUCUAAUCAUCGCUGGGAAUUUAACAGUCAUCUUUGUCUUUCAUUGUGCUCCACUGUUACAUCAUUAUACUACCAGCUAUUUCAUACAGACAAUGGCAUAUGCUGACCUCUUCGUUGGAGUUACCUGCUUGGUUCCUACUCUGUCUCUUCUACAUUACUCUACAGGUGUCCACGAGUCAUUGACUUGCCAGGUGUUUGGAUAUAUUAUCUCAGUUCUAAAAAGUGUUUCUAUGGCCUGUCUUGCUUGCAUCAGUGUGGAUCGCUAUCUUGCAAUAACCAAGCCUCUUUCCUACAAUCAAUUGGUCACCCCUUGUCGCCUGAGAGUUUGCAUUAUUAUGAUUUGGAUUUAUUCCUGCCUAAUUUUUUUGCCUUCUUUUUUUGGCUGGGGCAAACCUGGUUACCACGGUGACAUUUUUGAAUGGUGUGCCACAUCUUGGCUCACCAGUGCCUAUUUUACAUGCUUUAUUGUCUGUUUACUUUAUGCUCCUGCUGCCUUGGUUGUCUGCUUCACUUACUUUCACAUUUUCAAAAUUUGCCGGCAGCACACCAAAGAGAUAAAUGACCGGAGGGCCCGAUUCCCUCGUCACGAGGUAGAUGCCUCUAGAGAGGCAGGACACAGCCCGGAUCGUCGCUAUGCCAUGGUUUUAUUUAGGAUAACCAGUGUAUUUUACAUGCUAUGGCUUCCAUAUAUUAUUUACUUUCUUCUAGAAAGUUCUCGUGUCUUGGACAAUCCGACACUGUCCUUCUUAACCACUUGGCUUGCUAUAAGCAAUAGUUUUUGUAACUGUGUAAUAUACAGCCUCUCCAACAGUGUUUUCCGCCUUGGCCUCCGAAGACUUUCUGAAACAAUGUGCACAUCUUGUGUGUGUGUGAAGGAUCAGGAAGCACAGGAUCCCAAGCCCAGGAGACGGGCAAAUUCCUGUUCCAUUUGAAAAGAACUGCACAGUAAAUCAAAUGUAAUGUGACUGUGGUUUUGGAUUGUAUUCUUGAUUUAUUUGGAAAUUUGCCCUAGAGAAAUGUUUAUGUGAAUAGUUGACUAUGAAGUGAGGAAUGACAUUAAAGAUCUCUUUUAUUUCCUUUUGUACAAGAGCAAAAGGAAAGGAUGUAUGGAGAAUAAUCUCGUAAGAGAAUUACAGCUUGUGAAUAUGUGUUCAGUGUUUGAUUCUCAUCACUGAGGAUCGGAGAGGUACUUCAAAUCUGCAAAAUGAGAGCUUCUUAGCAUCUCUUUUUUUUACAUUCUCUCUGCCUAUGUCUGUCUUUUCUUUAGACUUAUUCUGUGUUUUUACUCCUUGUACUUGUAGUUGUUCAUUAUUUACUAACCUGUCCUUCAUGAAAAGUGCAAGUACUACAUAUAUGAGACCAAGUAUAACCUUUCCAUCAUAGCACUGAGACAUGCAGUCUACAUCAGUUGUGUUGUGUUUAGGGAGGGUACACAGUAAGUGUUACGUUUUAUUAUUUUUCAUACCACACGUGUUUAUGUUCUUGUCAUCUUCUUCACAGCACAGAUUCUCCACUACAAACAGAAAGGAACAAUAUCUUUUUUUUCUUCUGUAAAAGGACUUUUGGUUUCUUUUCCUUUCCCCAACACCUGCAAUUGCCAAAUCAAUAUUUGAUUCCUCUGAAACAAACUCUGUAAGUGUCUUAGCUGAUGAACGAAUCCUCUAUAUAAGGGAGUCAAGGUGUUAAAUAAGGUAUUUUUUUCUAACAAAGAAAUCUAGUAGUUAAGAGAUUGUGUUUAAUACUUUGAUGGAUUUUGGAAACAUUUCAUCUGCUUUCUUUGAAGAUUUUUCAUGUGCCUAAAGUUUUUUUUUUGCUAUAGUAAGGUUUUUAUAUUUUCUCUAUAAAGCCCAGAAUAUUCCUAACGCAGAUGCAGAAUACCCACCUGUGAUGAAUAUCACUCUUUGUGCUACUCAUAAAGCCCUUUAGAAAAAGUUAAACACUAAGAUUGCGUAUUAGGUUUGCAACAACUUAUUUCACGACCACUACUCAUUUUUAUGGUAUGUAGUUGCAUAGUCCAUAUUUUUUUUACAAAAGUAUAAAUUAUAUUAUGUGGCUUGUGCCUAAUGUUUUCAUAUAUAUAUAUAUGUUGUUUAAGUUGUCACCACUGGAACCAUAUGUAUGGACUUAUUUUGAAAGGAAAAUACUUUUUUUUUUUUAGGAAAAUACUUUCGUGUAGUUGUUUAGAUAUUUAGAGUAGAGGAAGCUGCCUUCUUAGUGCUGCUGGUGAUGCAGUAUACUUACGAAAAGCAGUUUAGAUUUGUUUUAUAAUGGUCUGUUUUCAAAUGUGGAGAUUAACUAAUUUUGUAAUGGGCUACUUGAGAGUAAAUAAUAAGUUGUUGGGAGUUUAGGUUUUGCCAUAAUAAAGUAGAUGUGAGCAGAGCAGCUUAUAUUUUUAUCCUAUGUUCUUGCUAGAAAAGUUUUAAAAAUUUCUAUGACACUGCUGAGAAUUUUUCUUCUUAGCACUUAAGAUGUUUUUUUUAAUUUGUCUUAUGAAAAACAUUUAUUGAAGCGUGCCUAUGACUCUAACAUAGAUGCCAACCAUGUCUGCACACUGGUGUUUUGACUUUAAAAGUCUGUUAAAGAAAUGUUGUCACUUUAUUGAGGUUGUU